ACUACGCUGGUGUAAAAUUUAUAAAACAUUAGAGGGAGCAAGGUUUUGCUUUAUCUGAAAGUAAACGAGGAUGUCUGAUGCGAGAAAAAAAGAACUUCAUAGCGGAUCUGAUGAAGUAUUAGAUGAUCAAACAGUAAAAUUAAUAAAGUCAAGGGCAGAUAAGGAAGACAUCAAUGACGAAUGUUCAUCUGUAAAAGCGUCAUUGGAAGAAUCAUUUAAGAAACAUGGCGUAAAAGGAAUAUCAGCUGCGAUCAAAGACAAAAUGGACAACUGGGAAAACGAAAAACUAAACAUUGCUGUAACAGGUCGAUCUGGCGUUGGCAAAUCAUCUUUUAUCAAUGCUAUUAGGGGUGAUAUAGACGAAUCACAGCCGGGUUACGCAACGGUUGGCAAUAAUGAAUGCACCAAACAAAGAAAGGCUUAUCCACACCCUAACAACAAGCUUCUGAUAUUUUGGGAUCUGCCUGGAGUUGGCACAGACACAUUUCCAAGAAAUACGUAUCUCAAACAUCCGGAAAUAAGAUUCCAAAUGUACGACAUGUUUAUUAUAAUGGCAUGUGACAGAUUUACUCAGGAUGAGUCUUGGUUAGCUGAAGAGAUAAAAAAGACUGGAAGACCAUAUCUUUUUGUACGUUCAAAAGUUGAUGCACAAAUUGACAGCGAUGCCAUCCGGAAAAGAAAAGCUAUGAAACCACACAAUCCCUUGACGGUUAUUGAUGAAAUCCGUGAAGACUGCAAGCAAAACCUUGGACAAGAAAAAAACAUUUAUUUGAUUAACAACAAUGACAUUUUUUCUACAAACCUGGAUUUCGAAAAGUUGUUCCUUCAUUUGGUUGACGGCUUUUCGGAACUUAAGAGUGAGGCUUUCUUAUAUUCGAUUCAUAUUUUUACACCAGAAAUACUACAGCGAAAAAUAAAUUCGCUCCGUAAAAGAAUAUGGGGAAUGGGCGUAUUAUCGAGUCUUUCAGGUGCAAUUCCUAUUCCAGGAACAUCCCUCGUUGCAGAUGGUUUGCUUAUAGCAAACGAGACACGUUUAUACCGCAAACAACUUGGGCUUUCGAAUGAUGAUAUGCAAUCACUCAGCUUAAUGAUGAAUAUGCCUAUUGAUAUUUUGGCAGACAAAUAUUCAUUAAAAUCACUUGCCCUUGCUUGUACCGCAAAAGGGGUCAUGGCAUCGAGUGUUUUGAUUUGUUCUGAAGUUGUAGAAUCGGCGGUUGGUUUGGCAGUUCCUGUGAUAGGUAUGCCUAUCGGUGCGGUUGUAUCUUUCGCAACGACAGUGAAAUUGCUCCGCUCUAUUCUAUCGAUCUUAGAGGAAGAUGCACGUAUCGUAUUAAAACUAGUUAUGUCACACACCAUGAACAACAUGCAAAAUGACGUUGAUAUAAAUAAAAAACCGGGUGAGUGACUGAUUUGCUUACACAUAAAACUAAAACAAGAUUUAAAA
Ruditapes philippinarum (Manila clam) is the source of this 1444-nucleotide messenger RNA. RefSeq names its product interferon-inducible GTPase 1-like. Gene Ontology annotation, cellular component: membrane. NCBI's taxonomy places the organism in Eukaryota, Metazoa, Mollusca, Bivalvia, Venerida, Veneridae. The record is from RefSeq and is a predicted model, not a curated record. Gene Ontology annotation, molecular function: GTP binding; GTPase activity. The transcript has 2 exons. Bases 71 to 1405 code for a protein of 444 amino acids.